CUGUGAGGAAAAACAUCCCCGCUUGUCGCUAGAGGGUAAGCUGCAGCGGCGGCACCGCAGAGGCGCACGGCUGACGCAUGUCCCCUGUCGCAGCAGGAUGUUUGAGAACCUGAGGGAGCGGCUGCUCACCGUGCAGCAGGACCUGACCAGCGGGUUGAAAAGUUUGGGUGACAAAUCAAGAGAUGUGAAGAUCAAAAAGCAGCACAGGCCAACUGAACACUCUGUGAAAUUUCCAGCCGGGAUAGAAGUUCUUAGCAGGUAUGAAGAUUCCUGGGCUGCACUACAUAAAGGGGCAAAAGAAUGUGCUAAAGCUGGAGAGCUAAUAGACAGUGAGGUGGUGAUGCUGUCUGCUCACUGGGAGAAGAAGAAAAGUGGCUUGGUGGAACUACAGGAGCAGCUGCAAAACAUACCAGUCUUCCUUGCGGAUCUUGAAUCAGUGACAGCUAAACUUGUUAUGCUGGAAGGAAGUUUUGAAGAUGUAGAGAAACGCCUGUCAGACUUGGAGGAACUAUGUGAACAGUGUGAAUUUCAGCGGUUCCAGCAUAUGCAGUACAGACAGUUAGAAAACUACAAGAAAAUGAAAAGGAAAGAGAUUGAAAGUGUAAAAGCUGAUCUGGAUUCAGAACAUACUCAGAGGGUUUUUGACAUGGAGUAUGCCCAGCAGAUGAAGCUGAAGGAACGACAAAAGUUCUUUGAAGAGGCUUUCCAGCAGGACAUGGAGCAAUACUUGUCCACUGGAUACCUGCAGAUAGCAGAGAGACGAGAACCAAUAGGAAGUAUGUCUUCCAUGGAGGUCAAUGUGGACAUGUUGGAGCAAAUGGACCUGAUGGACAUGUCUGAUCAGGAAGCAUUAGAUGUCUUUUUAAAUUCAGAAGACAACGCCAUGCUUUCCCCUAUGAUAGGGCCCGACUUUGACAUUUGUCGAAAUGAAUUAACACUUCAGGUUCCCAGCCAAGCAGAACUCCGACAUAAACUUUCUUCAUUGUCCUCCACAUGCACUGAUUCAGCCAGUCAGGAAAACAGUGAAGAUGGUGGAGAGUCGCCCAUAAUCCAGUCAGAUGAUGAAGAUGUAAAUGUGGACUCUGUACCUGGUGUCAGCCAUGUUGCAAAAGUCACUUCUGAUGCGAGUGAUGAAAGCGAUACCCACACUGCAUGAUGUGAGCUUCAUGUGGCUGCUGUAUCCUGGAGUGUUAGCCAUCUUGUACUAAUCCACCUCCACACGCAGUGCAAUUGUUCCCCUACAGAUCUACACAAAGUAUCGUGUACAGGAGUCACUUGCGAACAAAAUGUUAUUAAAAUGAUGUUUUUUUUUAUGGAGACUGUAGAAUAGAGGAGGAGAGCGGAUAUGCUGCACAGUUCCGCAGAUUGACUUGUGUGCUUAGUUUUUUAAGCACCAUGUUUAUCUCUCAGAGAAGAUUGGACUCAAGUCCUGCAUGAACGAACAACCAUUGGAAUAUUGAAGCUUUUAAUUUAGAUGUUUAGCUAGGCCAAGCUUUUUAUUCUUGAUGUGGUCCAAGUAUGCUAAGGAAAUUCCUGGUAAACUAGCAAUUACACAAAUAUCCUCAAGGGUAGAGCAUAGAUUAUGAGAAGGGACAUUUACUAAGCCCCUCACUCCACUAUUGUGGAGUAUAAAAGUCACGCAUUAUGGCACACGCCAAAUGUGCACAAUAAUUUGCAACUUUAUAGACUUCUCUGAAGCAGCAGUAAGUUAUAGCUAAAGUCUAUACCAGCCCCUGGCGGGCAUAGACUUCAGUUUCUGGCACACAGCAGGGCAGAAAUCCGCCUUAGGGCUCUUUCACACCUGCGUUAUUGUCUUCCGGCAUAGAGUUC
Molecule: messenger RNA, 1830 nt
Organism: Bufo gargarizans (Asiatic toad)
Lineage: Eukaryota; Metazoa; Chordata; Amphibia; Anura; Bufonidae
Gene: DTNBP1
Product: dystrobrevin binding protein 1
Exons: 10
Coding region: 98-1156 (352 amino acids)
Biological process (GO): platelet dense granule organization; anterograde synaptic vesicle transport; regulation of synaptic vesicle exocytosis
Cellular component (GO): plasma membrane; neuron projection; BLOC-1 complex
Source: RefSeq, a predicted model, not a curated record